AUGGCGCUAAUCGGAAACGUUAGCGAAUUCGACCCAGAACUUGAGUCAUGGAAGGAAUACAGUGAAAGAUUGGAACAUUAUUUCGUAGCUAACAAAAUAGUAGAGCCAGAUGUGAAGAGAUCUGUGUUAAUUGCCAUAAUAGGUCCUAAGGCGUACAAACUUUUGCGAAAUUUGUGCAAACCAAAAGAACCAGGCAAGUUAUCGUUCACUGAGUUGUGCGAGCUGUUAACCAAGCAUCACGACCCGAAACCGUCAGAAACUGUUGCACGACUGAAAUUUCACAAACGCAACCGACAAAAUGGUGAAAGUAUAGCUGAUUAUGUGGCUUCCUUGAAAUCGUUAACAGAACACUGUAAUUUUAACUCUCUGUCUGAAGAACCACAGGAUCAUAUGCUACGUGAUCAAUUAAUAGUUGGUAUUAAUGAUGAGCGCAUACAAUCUAAACUGCUGUCCAUUGAGCCAAAAACAGGAGAAAUUUUGUCAUUCAAAAGAGUUUAUGAAUUGGCAAUAGCUGCAGAAUGCGCAAAGAAAGAUGUAUCCGAUAUGAAGGACUCCCCUACCAUACAUAAAACCUAUACAACGAUAGCAAAACCAUGUUGGAGGUGCGAUGGUAAUCACCAACCAUACAACUGUACCUAUAAGGACAAGACUUGCUACAAUUGUCAACAGAAAGGACAUAUUUCGCGUAAGUGCAGGAAUGAAAAGCGUCCAAAUCAACAAGCAGACACUACAAAAACAUUUCGUGGGAGAGGUCGUGGACGAAGCUAUACUUGCAGCAGGAAACAAGUCAAGUCAACAACUAAAAGUGGUAGUACUCACCAAGUUGAAAACAUUGACAAUGAGGUUUUGGAGGGAAAUGAUUUUGAUGAAGAUGACUAUUAUAGUUUUAAUGAGAUCAAUUUUUGUGAAGGAAAUCUCAAUAGAGCUAAUCUGGGUAGAGUUGAUCCUUUUAUGUGUAAAAUGAAUAUUGAAGGUCAAUCAGUUGAUUUAGAAAUUGAUACAGGUGCAAGCUUUACUUUGUUAAAUGCACAGGAAUUUAAAAAAUUAUGUAGAUUUAACCCAGAAUUAAGGCAGGGGUUGCAGAAAGUUGAUGUAAUUUUGAAGACUUACACUGGUGAAACACUGGAUGUCGAUGGUGUCGUUAAGGUGGAGGUUGAUUAUAAUGGUCAACAUUUCACAUUACCGGUGAUUGUUGUAUCAGGUUUGGGUAGUUAUAAUGGAGAUAGUGCCAAGAUUUAUGUAAAGAGUGAUGUGAAACCUAAAUUUUUUAAGGCACGUCCCUUAGCUUUUGCGCUGAGAGAAGCCACUGAUUCAGAGUUAGACAGGCUUGUAGAGAAUGGUACUCUCACACCAGUACAGAAUUCUGAGUGGGCAACACCUAUUGUGGUAGUGUCAAAACCAUAUGGGGGUGUUUGCAUUUGUGGGGAUUAUAAAGUUACUAUUAAUCCUGUAGCUGAAUCUGACACAUUCCCAAUACCCAAGAUUGAUAGCUUACUUGCAAAUUUGGCUGGUGGUAAAACCUUUACAAAAUUGGAUUUGAGUAAUGCAUAUCAGCAAAUGCUGCUGGAAGAUGACUCCAAGAAAUAUUGUGUCAUCAACACUCAUCGUGGUGUCUCUGAUCAAGAGCACAAAGAAAACCUUGAGAAAGUUUUGAAAAGAUUGCAUGAUAAGGGUCUUAAGAUUAAGUUUGAUAAAUGUUAUUUUUUUAAACCAAGUGUAACCUAUUUGGGUCAUGAGAUAGACUCAACGGGUAUCCAUCCUUCUAAGGAUAAGGUUAGGGCUUUUGUGGAUGCACCAAGACCAACCGACGUCCACACAUUGAAGUCUUUCUUAGGUGGAAUCAAUUUUUAUGGGAAAUUCCUCAAGAAUUUGUCCUCAGUGUUGGCGCCCUUAUAUAAAUUACUACGUAAGGGUGUGUCAUGGCAUUGGUCGCAGCCACAAGAGCAAUCAUUUAAAAACGCUAAGAAAUUACUGAUUUCAAGUGGUGUUCUUGUACACUAUGACCCAUAUAAACAUAUUGUAUUGUCAUGUGAUGCUUCGCCUUAUGGCAUUGGUGCGGUUUUAGCACAUAGAAAUGAUGAUGGUUCUGAGCAUCCUAUUGCUUUUGCCUCUAGAACCUUGAAUGAUGCUGAGAAAAACUAUGCUGAGAUUGAUAGAGAGAGUUUAGCUAUCAUGUUUGGAGUUAAACAUUUUCAUAAUUAUGUUUUUGGAUUACAUUUUACAUUGGUCACUGACCAUAAGCCUUUAGUUUCAUUGUUUCAUGAACACAAAGCCUUGCCUAGUAUGGCCAGUGCUAGAGUGCAGCAUUGGGCAAUUGCUCUUGCAGCGUACGAUUAUGAUUUGGAAUUCCGUAGAGGUCUAGAUAAUGGUAAUGCUGAUGCAUUGAGUAGGUUACCAUUGCCUAAUAAACCAAAAUCUGUACCAGUACCUACAGAUACAAUUUUAUUGCUAGAGCACUUGUCAGGCCAACCCAUUAGCGCUGAUCAUAUUAGAAAAUGGACAGCUAGUGAUCCACUUCAUUCCAGAGUGCUGUCAUUUGUUAAAAGGGGUUGGUCAAAUGAAUUUAAAUCACAAGAGUUGAAACCAUUUUAUGUACGUAGACAUGAGCUCGGUGUACAGGAAGGUUGCAUAUUGUGGGGUAAUAGAGUGAUUAUUCCACCUGCUGGACAGCAGGGAAUUUUAACUGAAUUGCAUGAGGCACAUGCAGGCAUCUCUGUAAUGAAAGCUAUAGCUAGAUCAUACGUUUGGUGGCCUCACAUGGAUCGUGAUAUUGAGAAAGCAGUUGAGAAUUGUGAAAUUUGUCAAAUUCAUAGAAGUAAACCUAGUAAGGCUCCAUUGCAUUCCUGGCCUUAUGCAGAAAAACCUUGGGAAAGGGUGCACAUCGACUAUGCAGGACCAUUUUUAGGCAAAAUGUUUUUGAUUGUAAUUGAUGCAUACUCAAAAUGGUUGGAAGUGAAAGUCAUGAAUAUUUCUACAUCUACAGCAACUAUUGCUGAAUUGAAAGAGAUAUUUUGCACUCACGGCCUACCAGAUAUAUUAGUUAGCGAUAAUGGUAGCCAAUUCACAAGUGAUGAAUUCCAAAAAUUCAUGCUGUAUAAUGGUAUUAAGCAUGUGACCUGUGCACCAUUUCAUCCAAGUUCUAACGGUUUAGCCGAACGAGCAGUUCAGACUUUCAAAAAUGGAGUGAAAAAAAUGAAACAGGGAGACAUUAAAACUAGAGUAUUAAGAUUUGUAUUUAGAUAUCGUAGUUCUCCACAUUGUGUAACUGGUGCUACACCAGCUAAGUUGUCUAUGAAUAGGGAACUGCGCAUCCAUUUGUCACUUGUUCACCCUGAUUUUAGAUCAAAGGUAAUAUCAAAACAGGCAACACAGAAAUUGUAUCAUGACAAACAUGUAAAAUCACGAGUUUUUGAUAUUCAUGAUAAUGUGCUAGCACUAAACUAUAGUGGUAGAGGGAAUAGAUGGUUGCCAGGUGUUAUUGUCGAAAUUACUGGUCCUGUAUCAUACAAAAUUCAAUUGGGCAAUGAUAGAAUUGUUAGAAGACAUGUAGACCAGAUUAGAAUUAGGAAAUUUGAUAGUACUGUUAGUGAGACUAGGGUAAAUGAGGAGUUACCAGAGAUUCCAAUUGUUAGUAAACAAGUUACUCCUUCAUUAAGUAUUCCAGUUUCUAACGAGGACUUAAAUCCCAGUGUUGUUCUUGAUACAAGUCCUAGUAACAUUACUGAUUGUAAUCCUUGCCCAGAUCACUCAAUUAUUCAGAAUCCUCCAGAUACCACUCCUAAAGAUACAGUUAAACCAAAGAUUUCUAGCCCAGGUGUUAUUACUACUAGGUCUGGAUGCAUUGCCCACAAACCAGAUAAGUUGAACUUGUAA
Molecule: messenger RNA, 3873 nt
Organism: Saccoglossus kowalevskii
Lineage: Eukaryota; Metazoa; Hemichordata; Enteropneusta; Harrimaniidae
Source: RefSeq, a predicted model, not a curated record